Rhopalosiphum padi (bird cherry-oat aphid) is the source of this 1542-nucleotide messenger RNA. RefSeq names its product SUMO-activating enzyme subunit 1 (gene Aos1). Gene Ontology annotation, cellular component: cytoplasm; SUMO activating enzyme complex. The coding region runs from base 425 to 1336 and encodes 303 amino acids. NCBI's taxonomy places the organism in Eukaryota, Metazoa, Arthropoda, Insecta, Hemiptera, Aphididae. Gene Ontology annotation, biological process: protein sumoylation. Gene Ontology annotation, molecular function: SUMO activating enzyme activity. The transcript has 6 exons. The record is from RefSeq and is a predicted model, not a curated record.
UUCGUUUACUGUUUAGCCGGCUUGGCGGGCUGUAUGUCAUAUGCAUAAUAUUAUACAAUACUGUUUAGUGUUUACUUUAGACAUUGGUUAGCUGUAUAGUUGUUGUGUGCUCUUCUGUUCUGUGACGGAUUUCCAGUUUCCAAUUGCUAUUUUUAUAACUUGGUUGUUUCAUGUUCAUCUCUAAGUUCAUUCUUCAAUUUUAAUUUUAAUUAUCACCGAUUACCUACCAAUCUAAUAUUGUGAUUUGUGUUACACUGUUCGUCGACUAUCGACUAUCGAGUCUUGCAUUACCCUUAUUGUUCGACAAUACGCGUACCUCGUGUUUUAGAGAUUCACUGCGAAAUCUAAAAGAUUACAUUUUUACGUAAAUAAUAUUAUCGUUUUUUUUUCUUAAGUAUCUGUGAUUUAUUAAAUUAUAUACGACAUGGCUUCCGAAAUUACAAAAAAUGGUGAUGAUCAAAUGUCGAAAGACGAACGCAAGGUUUAUGACCGACAAAUACGCCUAUGGGGUUACGAUGGACAAAACAAAUUAAGAGCAUCAAAAGUACUUUUAAUCGGAAUGCAAGGCUUAGGCGCAGAGAUAGCUAAAAAUUUGAUAUUGAUUGGUGUGAAUUCUAUUACAUUGAAAGAUCAUACAGAAGUGUCAAUAUUAGACCAUUGUUCGCAGUUCCUUAUCCCACGCGAUAGCCAAGAACGUAAUCGUGCUAAAGCAAGUAUGAGUGCUGCUCAAAAGCUAAACCCAAAUGUGAAAGUCAUUGUAGAUACAACGCCUAUUGAACAAAAUGUUGAUAGUUUUGUUACCUCAUUUGAUGUUGUCAUAGCCACUGAAUGUUCUCCAAAUACUUAUAAAAGAUUGAGUGACAAUUGUAGAAAAGCUAAAGUAAAAUUAUUCAUAGCUGAUGUUUACGGUUUAUUUGGAUACUUUUACCAGGACAUUAAUUUUGAACAUUCUUUGUAUGGCGAGGUGUUUCCAAACAUUGAUCAAAGCAAUAUUGUUCCUAUUCCUAAAAAUGUACCGCAGCUAUAUUUUUUGACUUCAGCUUUAUUAAAAUUUCAAUCUGAAUCUAAUCGUAAACCGAAUCCUGAUACUUGCGAAGAAGACAUUGAAGAAUUGAAAUUACUUAUCAACUUAUCUCCUGAUCAAACUAAUAUUGAUAAUAGUCUAUUUGAUGAAUACUAUGGUGAAUUAUUUUGCGAGUUGAGUCCAGCGACUUCUAUUGUUGGUGCUAUGGUAUCCCAGACUGCUAUAAAUACUGUAAUGGGUAUGCCUAUUGAAAAGUUAAAUGUGUUUUUUUUUGAUCACAUUAAACAUGAAGGAAAAUUCCAUUUGUUAUAAAAAUAAGAAGACUGUCCUUGAAUUUAAAUAAAUAAUAUUAAUCAAAUACUACUUUUAAAUCAAGAUUUAAUUAAAAAUUCAAGUUUUAAGUUAUUUAAUUUUUUGUGUGUAAUAAGUGAUUUUCGGUUUCAUUAAAAAUUUUUAACUUUCACAAUUUAUUAUUAUUUUUUUUUUUUAAUUAACUAAUAAAAUUUAUUCAAAACUCA